Messenger RNA from Pseudophryne corroboree (corroboree frog), 2689 nucleotides. Its product is annotated as gastrula zinc finger protein XlCGF57.1-like. Gene Ontology annotation, biological process: regulation of transcription by RNA polymerase II. Gene Ontology annotation, molecular function: DNA-binding transcription repressor activity, RNA polymerase II-specific; RNA polymerase II cis-regulatory region sequence-specific DNA binding. NCBI's taxonomy places the organism in Eukaryota, Metazoa, Chordata, Amphibia, Anura, Myobatrachidae. Gene Ontology annotation, cellular component: nucleoplasm. The record is from RefSeq and is a predicted model, not a curated record. The transcript has 2 exons. The coding region runs from base 353 to 1762 and encodes 469 amino acids.
UCAGCAUGAGGGGAGGAGGUGUGGCCACCCCCUGACUAUCGGGGCAGCUGCAUCUCUCUUCCUCCCGGUCACUGUACAGAGACGCCUGAGAACAGAACGUACAAUUUAUCGGAGGUCAAAAACAAACCCGAAACAUUUCCUUCACUGAGUGUUAUAAAUAGUCUGAUCCAAAAGUCCAGAUCCAAAAUCACAUAGUAAAUACAGUAUAAACCAGGAACCAGAAAGUGUGUGAAAAAUUAAAAAAAACAGGGAUUCAAUAUCACAUAAAGACCCAGGUCUCUCAGAUUCAGAACACAUAUCGGGCGGCGGAGAUUCUACCAACACAGAAACAUACGUAGAAGAUCUCACAGACAUGUCUUCUCCUGAAGAUGGAAAUCUCCCAAGCUCUGAUAUAGAAAAGUCAUGUGGAGAUGAAAAUCCUACAGAUUCGGACACGGAAUGGUCAUAUGAAGGUGGAAGUCCCACAGCAUCAGAUGGAGAGUCUUCUGAAGAAGGAAACCCCCGAGAGGCUGCUACCAAAGACACAUCAGUAACUAAGCAGAGAAAGAGGACUGCUGCUACAGCAAGACCGGGCACAGAGAGAGGGUACGCGUGUCCUGACUGUGAUGUAAGAUUUCCUAGCAACUCCGACCUUGUCAGACAUAAGCAGAGUCACAGAGCCGGAGGUGCAAAUAAGUGUAGUCACUGCGGGAAAUGCUUUGAUUCAAAAACAAAGCUGACUGCACAUGAGCGAUACCACAACAAAAAGAUGAAAUGCCCUGAAUGUGGGAGAUGUUUUCCCAGAAAGGCCCAGCUGCUAAGACAUCAGAGAUCCCACACAGGUGAGAAGCCUUACUCAUGUGCGGAAUGUGGGAAACUGUUUACUAGUAAUCAGACAUUGGUGGAGCAUGGAAGAAGUCACACAGGAGAGAAGCCAUUUCCAUGUUCUGAGUGUGGGAAGUGUUUUACCAGUAAAAAAUCCCUCACGAGACAUCAUGCAUAUCACACUGGGAAAAAUCUGUUUUCAUGUUCUGAGUGUGGAAAAACAUUUAAUCACAGACCAAACCUUGACAAACAUGUAAGAACUCAUACAGGUGAGAAGCCGUUUCCAUGCUCUGAGUGUGAGCAUCGCUUCUCCAGCCGUCCUCAGCUUUUAGUACAUCAAGCAGUUCAUACUGGUAACACAAUUAUAUGCUCAGAAUGUGGAAAAUCAUUUCCUUCACGGUCACAUCUUUGUGCGCACAGAAAAACUCACACAGGCGAGAAGCCGUAUUCAUGCUCUGAAUGUGGGAAGUCCUUCAGUAUUACAUCAAAUCUCAUUCGGCAUGAGAGGUCUCACACUGGAGAGAAACCAUUUGAGUGUUCGGAGUGCAAGAAGGCUUUCCACUGUAUGUCCCAUCUUAACCGGCAUAAAAAGACCCACACUGGUGAGAAACCGUACUCAUGUCCUGAGUGUGGGAAAUGUUUUACAGACAACUCAAGUCUCCUACGUCACAAAUUAAUCCACACUGGAGAGAAACCGGUUUCUUGUUCUGAGUGUGGAAAAUGCUUCCACGAUCAGGGAAGUUUACGUCAGCACCAGAAAACGCACAUAGGGCACAAACCUUACUUGUGUUUAGAGUGCGGGAAUUAUUUUGCCAAUAAAUACAUCCUUCAAUCACACCAAACGAUUCACACGGGGGAAAAGCCGUUCCCAUGUUCUGAGUGUGGUCAAAGCUUCCGACUGAAGUGCUUGGUCGAGGCUCACAUGAAGACUCACUCGGGAGAGGAGGAGCUUGAGUGAUCUUAUUAAUGGUGGGACUUUUAAUAGAUGUGACCAUUGGACUGAAUAACAUUAACUCACUUUAUUACAUAAGUCUCAUUGGAAAACACCCAGAUGUUUCUGGCUCUCUGAUUACCUGGAUAUUUCUAUGGACUUGCAGAAGAAGAUCAACAGCCACAGCGGUCUGUUCCAGGCUACAUGAUUAUAACCCAACAAAUGGCAUGCUAUUUCCACUAACCGAAGUUAUCUUCUGGCUCUAGAACAGAGGUUCUCAAACUCGGUCCUCGGGAGCCCACACAGUGCAUGUUUUGCAGGUAACCCAGCAGGUGCACAGGUGUAUUAAAUACUCACUGACACAUUUUAAAAGGUCCACAGGUAGAGCUAACUAUUUCACUUGGGAUUUUGUGAGGAGACCUGCAAAACAUGCACCGUGUGGGGUCCUGAGGACCGAGUUUGAGAACCUCUGCUAUAGAAUCUACCAGCAUGAUGGGAUUUUACUGUUCAUGAAAAUCUUUAUAAGGUUUUCUUGGUUCAUCAUCAAUAUCUCUACGGUCCUCUUAGGAACACAUUUGGUUUUAGUUUGUUCCUUCACUUAUUUUAGAAAUAUACUGUAUAGAAUAAUCACAUUAUCAUGUCCAUUUCCUAGUAAAAUGACCACUGAUGCUUAUCUGAUACUGGAACCAUUAGUAGAGUCAGAAGACAUCGGGACUCAAGGGUUUUGGUGGGUCAUUACUACACCAAAUGAAAUCUAUUGAAAAGGAGUUCGUAUUUUCCAAAAUCUGUAUAAUUUAUAUAUUAUCAGGUAUGUCUAUCCUGUCCUCCUCUUCUCUCAUAGCCAUGUGUCUAACUGCUCCUUUGCAACCCCACCUGAUGACCCAAUACAAAUCCAAACUUUGGGGCAGAUGUAUGAACCUGGAGAAGGCAUAAGGAAGUGAUAAACCAGUGAUA